GUCGUAACAUCCGUUGCGUCAUGAAACGAGCAUGCGCCUUGUCAUUUUCAUUGGCUGGUCAUAGAUAAAAAUUACAAUAAUCUGCCAAUAAUCGGGAUAUAGCUCAAGUCCUAAACUGUGAUAGAUAUUAUUUUGCGGUGGUAGUGGACUGUCUGAUGUGCAUUUAAGUGGAAUUUAAUAAAACAGCAACAUGCUUAUCAAAGAAUACCGUGUAACCCUACCUCUAACAGUUGAAGAGUACCAAGUGGCACAGCUGUACUGCGUGGCUGAGGUGUCCAAAAACGAAACGGGCGGCGGCGAGGGCAUAGAAGUCAUAAAGAAUGAACCGUUCAAAGACUACCCAUUGCUCGGGGGCAGAUACUCCUCGGGCCAGUACACCUACAAGAUCUACCACUUGGCGUCGAAGGUGCCCGCCUUCAUCCGGCUGCUCGCUCCCAAGGGAGCCCUGGAGGUGCACGAAGAGGCGUGGAACGCGUACCCAUACUGCAGAACUGUGCUCACGAAUCCGGGCUACAUGAAAGAAAACUUCGUAAUUUGCAUAGAGUCGCUGCAUUUACCAGACGUCGGAGACCAAUACAAUGUUCACGAACUACCACCAGAGAAGCUAAAGAUUCGCGAAGUGGUCAACAUCGACAUCGCGAAUGACCCGCUCUCGUCCGCGGAUUACAAGCCCGAGACCGACCCGACCAAGUUCAAGUCGGCCAAGACGGGCCGCGGGCCGUUGGUCGGGCCCAACUGGAAGAACGAGGCCAAGCCCGUCAUGACCUGCUACAAGCUCGUCACGGCCGAGUUCAAGUGGUUCGGACUCCAGAGUAAAGUAGAAAAUGUCAUCCAAAAAUCAGAACGGCGGUUGUUCACCAUUUUCCACAGGCAAGUGUUCUGCUCUAUGGACGACUGGUACGGCAUGACGAUGGCCGACAUCCGAGCCAUCGAGGACCGCACGAAGGAGGAACUGGAACGACUGCGGCGCGAGGGCGAGGUUCGUGGGAUGCGCGCCGAGAACGAGUAAACACCGCGCUCUCCCCUCGGGACGAAUGUGUGAACGGUACGAGCCCUGCAGAACGUUGUUUGAUUGUUACACUUUUACUCUUAGGCCCAGAAUUAGGCCCGGUGAAACGCAACUGGAACGAAACUGCAACUUUCUGAUUUUAUUUAUUUAUUAUUCAUUAUUGAGCAAUUACAUAUUUGCUCCAAAUAGCGUCCCAAAUCCUCUUUAGGUUUGGCUAGACACUAUUGUUCUCUAUACAAAUAAAAACAAAUGUUUUAUUAUUUACGUAUGAUGAUUCUGAUGAAUGAAACUGAAACUGAAAGUUUCAAACUGGUCGCGUCAUGUAUUGUGUGGUCUCUCAACGGACGCUAUGGCAGAAACUUAGAUGCAACUCAAAAGUAACUAGCAGUUGCAGUUUCGUUGCAGUUGCGUUUCACCGUCUGUUCUGGACCUUAAGGUCUUUAAGAGCGGUACGGAACGUGGAUCUCUUCACUGUCGCUAAGAUCCUGAGGGCUUAGUGUGAGUUUAUAUCAAACGUCGUCACUAGCGAGCGUAUUAAAAAAAUAUAAAAUAUGAAGAUUUUAGUUCUUGAACGUUUCCGCUAGGGGCGCUGUACGAUCCGUCAUACAUUUAAUGUCACUUUUUUACGCAGUCGACAUCGGAUGCGUUUGACGUAAACUCCACACUACGCCCCCUUAGCUAGAAUACGGAUAUCACGUCGCUUACAGCGUAAAGGAUAGA
Messenger RNA from Ostrinia furnacalis (Asian corn borer), 1729 nucleotides. RefSeq names its product phosphatidylinositol transfer protein vib (gene vib). Gene Ontology annotation, cellular component: cytoplasm. The transcript is spliced from 9 exons. Gene Ontology annotation, molecular function: phosphatidylinositol binding; phosphatidylcholine binding; phosphatidylinositol transfer activity. Lineage: Eukaryota; Metazoa; Arthropoda; Insecta; Lepidoptera; Crambidae. Gene Ontology annotation, biological process: phospholipid transport. The record is from RefSeq and is a predicted model, not a curated record. Bases 191 to 1009 code for a protein of 272 amino acids.